Trypanosoma theileri is the source of this 462-nucleotide messenger RNA. RefSeq lists its product as uncharacterized. The record is from RefSeq and is a predicted model, not a curated record. The transcript has a single exon. NCBI's taxonomy places the organism in Eukaryota, Euglenozoa, Kinetoplastea, Trypanosomatida, Trypanosomatidae. Bases 1 to 462 code for a protein of 153 amino acids.
AUGCUUCGCAGAUGGUUUCCACGUUCACUCACUAGUACGAUUCUAACAUGCAGCAAUAACAUUAGUCCAUACAGUAAUCAUAAUAGCAAUGGUAAUAAGAGUAGUAGUGGUAUGGGAAACUGGCAACCACGACGAAAACAACAAACUCGUUUCUCUAAAGAAGCAUUAGCGCAAAGCCGACACCGUCAUCAUCUACAGAAGGAAACGGCAGCAUUACGGCAUAGAAUUAACGAAGAACAGGGAUUACAACAACAACAACACGCACAGAUGCGACGAUUGUAUACAAAUACAGCGACAAAACUCAUACAUAAUGCCUCACGGUCUACAGGAGUCUCUGCAGGAGAUGCAAUGGCAACAGCGAGACAUUUAUUAAUGCUUCAGGAGGCCACACGGAAAGAAAUGAAACGUGGGAAGAAGGGAAGAAAGGAACUCUUCACAGAGAAUAAGAGAUGGUUGAGGUAA